Messenger RNA from Vombatus ursinus (common wombat), 2725 nucleotides. RefSeq names its product guanylyl cyclase domain containing 1 (gene GUCD1). The record is from RefSeq and is a predicted model, not a curated record. The transcript has 6 exons. NCBI's taxonomy places the organism in Eukaryota, Metazoa, Chordata, Mammalia, Diprotodontia, Vombatidae. The coding region runs from base 40 to 756 and encodes 238 amino acids.
CCUACAGCCCGAGCCCCGGCCCGUCCGCGCGCAGGCGGCAUGAGGGAGGAGGCCGAAGGAGCCGGGGCCGAGCCCGGCGACUUCGUGCAACUGAAGGUGCCCAUCGUGCAGCAGCAGUACCACUGGGACUGCGGGCUGGCCUGCUCCAGGAUGGUGCUCAGGUACCUGAAGCUCCUAGAGGACGACUCGGCGUUCGAGCAGGCGCUGCAGGAGCUGCAGCUCACGCGCAGCAUCUGGACCAUUGACCUGGCCUACCUGAUGGGCCACUUUGGGGCCCGCCACCGCUUCUGCACGCGGACGCUGGGCGUGGACAAGGGCUACCGGAACCAGGCUUUCUACAGGAGACAUUUCGACGCCGAGGAGAGCCGGGUGAACCAACUGUUCGCACAGGCCUCGUCCUGCAAGGUUUUGGUGGAGAAGUGCACCGUGACUGUCCGGGACAUCCAGGAGCACCUGGCCCAGGGGCACGUGGCCAUCGUCCUGGUCGAUGCAGUCCUGCUCUUGUGUGACCUGUGCUCCAGUCCCGUCAAGCACUGCUGCUUCCUGCCCAUUGGCCAGAAGUGUUUCUGCAGGGGUCCUGCCUACCAGGGCCACUUCAUUGUGCUGUGCGGCUACAACCGGGCCUCCGAGAGCAUCUUCUACAACAAUCCAGCCUACGCAGACCGCGUGUGCAGCACCAGCGUGACCAACUUUGAGGAAGCCAGGACCAGUUACGGCACUGACGAGGACAUCCUUUUUGUCUACACCGACAGCUGACCUCAGGCUGCUGCUGCUGAACCCUCGGACGCCGGGUGUGGACGCGGAGCCCGUGAGCCCCGGGCUUUGUGCCUCCGCCCACAGCUGACCUCAGCGGCCAGCCCACUGCCUGGCCUGCCCCAGCAAUGCUGCUGCUGCUGCUGCCGCUGCCUCCCCUGGGGCUGGGGGCCUCCACAAAGAGGAACAGCCCCUGGCAGGCAGAGGGACCCUCUCCCACCGCUCUCCAAACCGAGAUCCAUAUUCGUUAGGUCCCAAGCAGAUAAGCCCAUCGGCUUCGUCAUGGCCAGCCAGCGUGGCACCUUUGCUGUUUCUGCUGUGAGAGGAGGGGUCCCAUCGCCCAGCCUUUGGGUGGAGAGGGCUGAGUCCCACUGUCCCCCUCAUGCUCCACGCAGUGACCAGCAUGCCCGCCCGCCAUCUGCCCACUCUUUACUUUGCCUUGAUUCCAUCAGGGAGGAGGUCUUUGGGCACCUCCGGUCCAUUGUGCCUGGUCUUGGGGCUGCCUCCGGGAGAGGCUCCCCUACCCCCACCCCAGCACACACACACUGGAAGUCUUGAGGUAGAGGCCGAUGACCACUAGUUUAAACCAGCACAUUGGGAGGUCAGAGGGGAGAUCUCUUCUUGGUCAGUCCCUGCUGGGUUGGGUCAGAGGCCCUCAAGGAGCCUUCCCUCCAGCUCAGAGAUUCUGUGCUUGCCCGAGGAGCCAGGUUCUGCUCUGAGUUGGGCUCAAGCCUGGCCUCCUGUAGGAGAAGAGACAGAGAUGCUUAGGGCUCUAGGGUGUGGCUGGCAGGCAGGAAGCUUUGUUCCUGCCCUCUGGCCCCAGGCGUUGGCGAGAGGGACUUGGGUUACGGAUCCAGACGGUAAAGCAGAGGACCGACUGGCCCCUUGGGACGGCCGGGAGCCAGGCACGGGAGCCCUGCUGCCGUCAGUCCAGCUCCCGUCCCGUAGCCAGGGCCAAUUUAGGUCUGGCUUUGGCGCGGAUGAUUCCAAGGACCCCUUCAGGGAUCUUCUGAUUGGUCCUUGGCUGAUUAGGCUUGCCAGGGUUAUAGUGGCCUUUAUUGCCAGGAUGUGGCCAAAAGAGCAGUCAGCGUGCAUGCUGAGCCCCUGACGCCGGCCCCCGGUGCGGACUCUUGUCCCGGAGCUCAAGCAGGCCCAGCAGCAGGGAGCCAAGGCUCAGACCGCCUCCCAGUGGGAUCCCAGGGCACAGCUCAGGGGGAUGCUGGGCCUCAGUCAGGGUGGGCUCUGCGGUUGGUGGGGUGGCUGCUGCCUGUGGGAAAGCCCCAUUCUUCUUUCUAAAGAGAAGUCACAGGGAACGUGAGACCGGGUGCCGGCCAAUGCAGGAAGACCGAAGCGUCCAUGGUGGGCAGUUCUCAGCCCCUGCAGCAGCUGUGCAGACAGGCUCAGACACCCGGCCUGUUGAAAGCUCAGAAUGCUAGUCAGAGUGGGACAAAGGAGCAGAGGCGGCCGGCUCUGAAGGGCCUCUGGGCAUCCCCAUCAGGUGCUCUCCCAAGCCGUGAGCCUGCUGCUUUUGAACCCAGGCCAGUGGGGCUGCAGGUAUUCCUCUGCUGGGGCUGCAAUGAAAUGGGUCCUUUUCAGAGCAUCUAGAGCGAAACAAAACUGGUUAAGCGGGAUAGGUCAAGUGAGCCAGGCUCAGAGCAGCAUCUUCAUGGCUGAAUUCGAGGCUGGGAAUACAACUGGUGGCCAGAGGCCCUGCAAACGUGGGUGCCUUUGUCCUGGCCCUGGGCGCUGAGUGGGGGGUACCUGUGCCAAUCGGGAAGCCUGGCUGGGGGAGCAGCUGCUUGUCUCGGAUCCAGAGGGAUCGCUGCCAGCCAGCUAGGGCCAAGGGUGGGUGACCAUGCUGGAAACCUGCACUGCCCCGUUUGCUAUACGGUGGGUUUUAUUUCCUCUGACCACAGGAAAGGGAUGUUUUACAUGCAGAGAAAUUUUAUACAUAAAUAUAUUUUGUUUGUAA